Messenger RNA from Podarcis muralis (Common wall lizard), 926 nucleotides. The record is from RefSeq and is a predicted model, not a curated record. Lineage: Eukaryota; Metazoa; Chordata; Lepidosauria; Squamata; Lacertidae.
UUCAGUGAAAAUGGAAAACUUACUGUACAUCAACGAACUCACACAGGGGAGAAACCAUUUAAAUGUAUGAAGUGUGGAAAGAGCUUCAUCUGUAGUUGGAAACUCACCGAGCACCAACAGAGUCACACCGGGGAGAAACCAUUUAAAUGUAAGGAUUGUGGGAAGGGUUUCAGUGAAGGUGCAAAACUGACAAUACAUCAACGAACUCAUAUAGGGGAGAAACCAUAUAAAUGUAUGGAGUGUGGGAAGGGUUUCAUUCAGUGUGGAGCUCUUACAACGCAUCUACGAACUCACACAGGAGAGAAACCCUUUAGAUGUAUGGUUUGUGGACAGAGCUUCAGUUACAAUGGAAUACUUACUGUACAUGAACGAACUCACACGGGUGAGAAACCAUUUAAAUGUAUGGAGUGUGGGAAGGGUUUCAUUGAGAGUGGAGCUCUUAGAAAACAUCAACGAACUCACACAGGGGAGAAACCAUAUAGAUGUUUGUAUUGUGGGAAGUGCUUCAGUCAGAGUGGAGCUCUUACAAGACAUAAACGAUCUCAUACAGGGGAGAAACCAUUUAAAUGUUUGGAGUGUGGAAAGAGCUUUAUUUGUAGUUGGAAACUCACUGUGCACCAACAUAGUCACACCGGAAAAACCAUUUAAAUGUAUGGAUUGUGGGAAGGGUUUCAGUGAAGGUGGACAACUUACAAGACAUCCACAAACACAUACAUGGGGGUAACCGUAUAAAUGUUUGGCGUGUGGAAAGAGCUUCAGUGCACCUUCAAAUUUGACCAUAUAUCUACAAACUCACAUGAGAGAAACCUGUAGUGUGUGCAUAGAGCUUCAGUCACAAUGGAAUACAGUGGUACCUCAGGUUAAGAACUUAAUUCGUUUUGGAGGUCUGUUCUUAACCUGAAACUGUUCUUAACCUGAGGUACCAC